Messenger RNA from Solanum pennellii, 348 nucleotides. RefSeq names its product AT-rich interactive domain-containing protein 5-like. The coding region runs from base 1 to 348 and encodes 115 amino acids. Gene Ontology annotation, biological process: regulation of transcription by RNA polymerase II. NCBI's taxonomy places the organism in Eukaryota, Viridiplantae, Streptophyta, Magnoliopsida, Solanales, Solanaceae. Gene Ontology annotation, cellular component: nucleus. The transcript is spliced from 5 exons. Gene Ontology annotation, molecular function: DNA binding. The record is from RefSeq and is a predicted model, not a curated record.
AUGGGGUUGGAUGUCCAAGUUGUUGAUGUUGGACCCCCCGCUGAUUGGGUGAAAAUCAAUGUUCGUGCAACAAAUGAUUCCUUUGAGGUCUAUGCACUGGUGCCUGGGCUAUUACAAAAUGAGGUACGGGUUCAAUCUGAUCCAGCUGGUCGCCUGGUCGUUACUGGUCAGCCAAACCAACUAUACAAUCCUUGCGUUUGGAUGACAAAAUUUUUCUUUCAGGUGGUCACCUUACCUGCUAGAAUUGAUCAACUUCGGACCAACGCUUUUCUCACCUUCCAUGGGUGUCUUCAUGUUCAUGUGCCCUUUGCGCAGCAAAAUCUCUUAGUUAAAUAUCAGGAAUAUUGA